This is a messenger RNA of Perca flavescens (yellow perch), 1467 nucleotides long. RefSeq names its product NXPE family member 3-like. Lineage: Eukaryota; Metazoa; Chordata; Actinopteri; Perciformes; Percidae. The transcript is spliced from 5 exons. The coding region runs from base 1 to 1467 and encodes 488 amino acids. The record is from RefSeq and is a predicted model, not a curated record.
AUGAACGCCAGAGCUUGUAUAAGUAAGAAGUACAGCGCCAUCUUCCUCUGUCUGGCUGUGGCUGUUUUAAUCCUUGUGCUACGUAACAUGGAGGUCCUGGAGACCCCCAGCCAGUUUCAGCAUGAGGUGAACUCCACCAUCAUGGCCCCGAGAGUUUCCACUGACCCUGACGUGCAUCGGGGCUUCUGCACCUUCCAGCCACUGUCCCCUGAGGACGCUGUGGAGGAACGCCUCCUACUGGACUCCAUUGCUUGGCCUGAAACUCCACUAUUGCCAACUCCUCUUAUCCUGGAGCAGACCAGUGACCCAGCUCACAGCACCUUCACCAUUCUCCCAGGGAGGGGGGGAGGACAGUGGCACGUAGGGGAUCAGCUGGAGGUUAGGAUCAAUAUGUCUGAUUUCCAGGGCCGUCCCAAGAAGUCUGGGGGAGACUUGUUACUCGCCCGGCUGCACAACCAGAAGCUUGGUGCAGGUGUGGCUGGACAGGUGGUGGAUCAUCUGAAUGGCAGCUACUCUGCUGUAUUCUCUUUACUCUGGGAAGGAGACGCGCAGGUUGAGGUGACGCUGGCUCACCCUAGUGAGGCUAUCACAGUGCUGAAGAGGCUCAACAGUGAAGAACCUGACAGGAUUGGCUUCAAGAGCCUCUUCCGCUCAGGCUCAAUCUCUGAAACUACCAUCUGUAAUGUCUGCCUACGUCCAACCCAGCAGCCGCUGUGCAACCACACUGACCUCCGUACAGGCGAGCCUUGGUUCUGCUACAAGCCGAAGAAACUGAGCUGUGACGCCAGGAUCAACCAGGCAAUGGCACACUACAAAGGAAACCUCAGGGCCAACGAGCAGAAGCUCUUUCAAAGUCGUGUCAACAUGAAAGUGUACAUACGGGCUUCAGGACCUGCCAAUGUCAACAUCUUGCCAAAAAAGGAAGGUCUUAAGGAGUUUGACCUGCACAGCCUGAAGCAAAUUGGACCUUUCAUGGCCUUGGACUAUGCAAACAACAUCUUGGUGAAAUUCCGCUUCCAUGGUCCUCCUAUCCAGAGUGCUCAUGUCUCAAACAGCAAGCUUCGUUACAUUGCCAAUGAAAUAGAUGGCUUAAUCGGAGGCACCGACACUGUUGUAGUUUUUGGCAUCUGGGCUCACUUUCGCACUUACCCCGUGCAGCUCUACAUCCGGCGGCUGCAGAGCAUCCGCAGGGCGGUGGUGCGGCUGCUGGACAGGGCUCCAGGGACGGUGGUCAUCAUCCGGACCGGGGCCCCCAGAGACUUGUCGCAAAUUAACAGCGACUGGCACUCACUGCAGUGUUAUAAGGUGCUCAAAACCAUGUUCAAAGGACUAAACGUUCAUCUGAUCGAUGCCUGGGAGAUGGUCCUUGCCCACCACCUGCCGCACAACGUCCAUCCACCACCUCCCAUUAUUGAGAAUAUGAUUAACGUUCUCCUGUCCUACACGUGUCCUCAAAAGGGCGGCUAG